AUGGCUGACCCUUACUACUCUAAUUUCUUCUACUCAUCAUCAUCAUCAUCAUCAUCAUCAUCAUCAACAACAUCAUCAAGUUUCUUCCAUUUCAAUCCCAUCAUCCAUCACCAUUUUCCAUCAUCAAACCCUUCUCCACAACACCAACACCACCACCAUCCCUAUCUCCAUAACUACAUCAACCACACCACCAAAAACAACAACACCAGCUUUUUCCACUACCAUCACAAUACUACUACUACUACUACUACUUGUUCUUCUUCUUCACCACCUUCACCUCCUCUCAGAGAAGAACUCCCCCUCUUGAGUCUCAUCCCUGCAAAGCAACAACAACAAGAAGAUGAAGAGCAAGAACAAGAGGACCUUUCUUGCACUGCCAUGGAUGUUCAAGAUGACAGCAGGAUUAACAACAUCUUAAAAGAGGAAGAUAAUUACGAUUAUGGCAAUGUCACUGUUGCACUCCACAUAGGGUUGCCAAGCCCUAGUGCUGCUGAGAUUGCAUCAGUGUUGUCAUCUUCAUCAGAGAAUAUAACUGAUAAAGAACAUGGUGGUGGUGGUGGUGGUGGUGGUGAUGAUGAUUCUGGGUUCAUGCUCAACAACAGACUCAACAAGGGACAGUAUUGGAUCCCUACACCUUCUCAGAUUCUCAUUGGUCCUACACAGUUCUCUUGCCCUGUUUGUUGCAAAACAUUCAACAGAUACAACAACAUGCAGAUGCAUAUGUGGGGGCAUGGAUCACAGUACAGAAAAGGGCCUGAGUCUCUUAGGGGUACCCAACCAACAGGCAUGUUGAGGCUUCCUUGCUAUUGCUGUGCCCCAGGGUGCAGGAACAACAUUGAUCACCCAAGAGCAAAGCCUCUCAAAGAUUUUAGAACACUUCAAACACAUUACAAGAGGAAGCAUGGGAUUAAGCCCUUCAUGUGCAGAAAAUGUAGCAAGGCUUUUGCUGUGAGGGGAGAUUGGAGAACUCAUGAAAAGAAUUGUGGGAAGCUUUGGUAUUGUAUCUGUGGAUCUGAUUUCAAGCACAAGAGGUCUCUUAAAGAUCAUAUCAAAGCUUUUGGGAGUGGCCAUGCAGCUUAUGGGAUUGAUGGCUUUGAAGAAGAAGAUGAGCCAGCUUCUGAAGUUGAGCAAGAUAAUGAUUCCACCCAGUAAUCACAAAGGGAUUUUUGGGACUGGCAUGGGUUUAUAUUUAUAUAUAUAUUAUAUGUGAAUUAUCUUAAUUAUUUUGUUAGGUGAGAUUGGGGAUGAAUAUAUGGCAAUUGGCUUCCAUUUUCAAAACUAUAUAUAAGCACCAAGGUUCAAUGGAAAGCCAACCUUUUCCUUCUUUCCUUUCUUUCCUUCU
Molecule: messenger RNA, 1342 nt
Organism: Gastrolobium bilobum
Lineage: Eukaryota; Viridiplantae; Streptophyta; Magnoliopsida; Fabales; Fabaceae
Product: zinc finger protein WIP2
Exons: 2
Coding region: 1-1152 (383 amino acids)
Biological process (GO): anatomical structure development; regulation of gene expression
Cellular component (GO): nucleus
Molecular function (GO): DNA-binding transcription factor activity
Source: RefSeq, a predicted model, not a curated record